AUGAAGCGGAUCAACACGAGAGACGUAUUGAGCGAUUUGCGGAAAUCUUCGAAAAAAUUCAAGGAUGAUGUUGAGCAUGAAGUGGAAGUGGACAUGACAAGUGUUCAAGAUCAAGAAUAUGAAAGUGAUAAUGAUGAAGAUGAACUUGAAUCUCCCACCGCUGAUGAAGUUUAUAACGACGAACCAAUGAAAAAUGAUUUAUCUUCAUUAUCCAAUCAAGAUCUGAUGAGACUUGAUUUCCUGAAUAUGUGCACAAACUCGAAAGCAGGUGCGAUUUAUCUAGGAAGUCGUGACCCAAAUGCGAAAAUACACGACAGAAUUGUGAAAUGGGCAGAAAUUGCGCUUAAGCAAAAUAUGGAUGAUGGGUACUGCGGAAAAAUUGUUGCUGGUACGCACGAUGAUCCGGCAAAACGAUUGGUUUACAAACUUAAAUCGCCGUCUUCCCGAGGCGCUUGUUUCUAUUGUAUCAAUCAAUCAACACUUGUAAAGAUCAACGACAAGACAACAAUUAGUAAAUAA
This is a messenger RNA of Caenorhabditis bovis, 519 nucleotides long. Lineage: Eukaryota; Metazoa; Nematoda; Chromadorea; Rhabditida; Rhabditidae. The record is from the annotation of a GenBank genome assembly.